This is a messenger RNA of Pseudonaja textilis, 726 nucleotides long. RefSeq lists its product as uncharacterized. NCBI's taxonomy places the organism in Eukaryota, Metazoa, Chordata, Lepidosauria, Squamata, Elapidae. The record is from RefSeq and is a predicted model, not a curated record.
AUGAAGUUCCUCAUUCUGGCUUUUGCCAUCUUCUCAGCAUCCCAAGCGUACGUUCUCCGAGAUGAGCCAUAUCCUCACCUGGCCAAGUUAAACGAGGAGCUCCUAGAGUACAUGCAGAAUGUCACCAGGAUGGUGAAUGAAAAAGUGGACUAUAUCCAAAACCUGGAGCUUAGCCAAGCAAUGCUAGACCGGCUUCACCACACCUACUUAAAAAUAAGCGAGCACUUGAAUUACCUGGAGUCCAAAUUGCCUCCGGAUGUCCCGAGAACCUAUUAUACGGCCCUCGCGAUGUCCAUGGGCUUGGUGGAGAAAGGUAUCGAUGCCGUAAACAACUUCAAGAGGCAAGUGACCCCAGUCACUGACAAGGUGGCCGAAUCCCUGUACUCCAUUGUGGCUCCCUUCGCAAACUCGGUCUUGGAGAAGAUGGGACCGUAUUCUGAGGUCCUCCGUCGGGCCGUCAGCACCUCAGUUGAGAGACUCAACCCGAGGUUGAGCGAGAAGCUCAAGAAGCUUCUGGAAAAGAUGACCAAAGAGUUGGCUCCAUUAAUCCAAACCCUCCAGAAUGAAUUACAAGAAUUAAAGGCUUCCUUACAACCAGCUACUGACCAUGUCCAGAAGAAGGUGAAGGAAAGCUUGAAGAGAAUCAACGAGGAGUUGCAACCGUAUAUUGCUCCCAUUCUUGAAACCCUUGAAAAAUAUACCAAGGCCUCUCCAGUUGAACCGUGA